UAUUUAUUUGGAUUCUAUAUAUGAUGUGUCAAUGUGACUAUAAACAGCUUGAACAAAAUUUAUCUUUUCCUAUUUCUCAUCCUAGAAAUGGAAUAAUGUUUAUAAAACAAAAUGUUUUCAGUCAUCAAUUAGUUGAAUCUGGUCGACAAUAUAUUAUGCAAGGAGCUAAGGAUAUUGGAGGAGAAUCGGACAUUUAUGAAUAUAUUCAAAAUUAUAUGGUUGAUCACAGAAUACUUUCAGAUAUAAAUAUUUUAACAGGUGCCAUAUUUACAGAAGAAAAAAUUGAAAUUUUAUUUAAUGACAAACGACUGCAUACAAUACCGAAUGGUCUUGCCCAUAUAAUGAAUGCUCUUGCAUUAGGCUUUGUGGGUCCUGAUACAAAAAUUGAUGUUAAAAUGGAGCUGUUGCAGUUUUCUACUGUUCAAGGUCCAAUUGUGCACAAUAAUGUCAAUAGUAUUAAUCUGGCUUUAGCUACUUCAAUAAGCUUGUGUUUUUGCUUUAUUUGGACAUUUCCAUUGCUGUUUAUAAACAUUAAUAAUGGAAAUCAUCCUUACUAUACGGAAUUCUGUGCAGGAAUGGGGUUAAGCAUGCUAAUAUUGGCCUUUUUUGUCUUUGAUUUACUUUCUUCUAUGCUAGCUCUCAUUCCACUGAAUGCUGCAAUUCUCUUUUUUCAAUGGGACGCACUCAUGGAUACUAAAAUAUUUUUACUUAAUGCUUAUGUCAUUUUUGGAAUUGGUAUAUGUGUUCUAAGUAUAAACAUAUUAAUAUCGCUUCGUCAAACACAACUACAAAACAGUUAUAUGAAGACUGUCACAUUUUAUUUAUUUGGAAUAAUAAUUUACCUCGUAGUAAACGAAUGGCAACCGGUUAUCAGUCUCAACAAGCUAACAAACAUUCUGUUAGAUUUUCAUCCGAUUUAUUGUUUGUUACAUAAUCUUAUGAUAAUCUUCAGUAUAACCGAAAUGAAAAACUUGUGUAGUGAUGAACAGAUUUUUGAAACAUGUACAUAUUCAGAAGAAUGUCAAAUAUUUCCAAACUGUUGCGGUAUGACACUACUGAAAGCAGCUCACGACUGUCCAGAAGUGGGCGUUUUUCAGAAAUUUUUUUCCAAGGAGCUCCGCCGAUGGUAUUUCCCCAAGAAAUCUCCGCCUAGGCAGGAUGAAACGAGGGCAAUUGAAGACCACAUAGCAUCAUCGCGCUACAGACAGUCUGGAGCAGUAAUCUCAUUCCUUGCUUAG
Molecule: messenger RNA, 1238 nt
Organism: Drosophila bipectinata
Lineage: Eukaryota; Metazoa; Arthropoda; Insecta; Diptera; Drosophilidae
Source: RefSeq, a predicted model, not a curated record